AUGACUCGUUCUUCUUACAUACAUGUCGAUACAUUAGUAAUAGCUGAUGGCUUGAGUGCAGCAUCCCUCAAGAAAUGGGGUACUUAUUGGACUACUCUUCACAAACGGUCAAGCAUCACAUUAGUAACAACUUCCACUUUGAAUUCUUUGGAAAAUGCGUCGGUUUCAGCAACUGAUACAACUCAAUCACCAGAGACUGUUUUUAUACAAAACUGGCUGGUUCUUCCGGAUCUUAAAGCAGCGUUUAAACAUGCCAUUGCUCAGAUUGCUUUGGUGUCCAAAACCAAACCAAUCCAAGAUUCACUUUUGCUCAACAGAAAAGAAUCCUUUACAAAAGUGUCUUUAAAUGAUAAUCUAAAAUCUGGUGUGUGUGAUGACACUCUACAUCUUUAUUUUAUUAGUUCUGUCGAGCAGCCAUUGGUUGAGCAAGGAUUCGAGUACAGAUGCAGUAAUGGCGAUAUUGUAGAUCUGCGUUUAAUGUUAGUCCAAAGCUUUUCUGAAUUGCGAGGAUCCAUGUCGUUUUUGGCAUUGAAACAAACAGUCAAAAUGACCUUGUUUAUACCAGGAAAUUCUCGGAAUAUGUACUUUUCAAUGCAGAUACCGCAUAUUGAUGCAUGUUGCAAACGAUACAAGUUGUCAAAAAAGAAUGGCGAACAACUUUUGACUGCCCAGAUUUUGGACACUUUGAAUGCUGUUUUUAUUUCGAUAAAAGAUGGGGUAAAACUAUCGUAUUUAUGUCACGGAAAAUCCCAUUUGUUCAAGGAUAAAAUCAAGCUGCAUGGCCCAACUUGCGAAUUUGAGCUUUUGAAAAACGUAGAUGUACAAGCACCAAUGCUUAACAUUCACGAUGGACCAAUGCUCUCACUACAGACUUGGAAUGUUCCAAUAGAAUCGGGCAAAAAAUUGCGAGAUUACGGAAAAUCGCUUUUGAUUCGAGUAGUGCAGGCCAAAAUAAACCCGGUUACCGAUGAUGUUCAAAAUAUGCAUCAAUCUACCCUGACAGCUACACACUGCAUGCAUUUUUUAGACGAUGGUGAAUGGGGUCUACAACGUGUGUCUGAAACCGCAAAGAAUGAUUAUCAAAAGGCACUACUAAAACGCAAAGCUAAUCCUGUUCAAGAAUGCACAACUGAUUUGCCUGCUGAAGUCAAUGAUCAAAAAACAACACCUGAUUCAUCUAGAUCCAAGCGUGCAAAGUUGGACUCUUUUACAAAACCAUUGCGAGAUAAUUCUGGUAGACAAUCGCCCACGUUGGACAAAAACCGUAAUGCAGCUAGCAAAUCAACUCAAAUGAAUCAUGCACGAGGUGGUGCAGUACAUGCUUUAAACCUUGCAGAAACUAUUGCAUGGGAGGAAGCUGACCGACUAAAGAAACUAACACAUCGAGAAGAACAAGAUCUUUUGGACACAACAGACAGAGCGGAUGGUGGUGUUGAUACAAGUCAAAAUCAGAGUAGGAAUUCUGUUGCAGGACCAUCUGAUGGAAUAUAUUUGGGAUCAACUGGCCGACGAAUGCAAAUGAGUUAUUUAGUUUCAACUCCAAUGGAAUCUUGGACUACCAAUGAAGACGCUAUACAUGGUAAUAUAAUGACUGGUGAAACAUGUACCUUUGGUCAACUAUGGUUUGAUUGUAUACGCGCUGGUUCACAAUCUGCAAUGAACGAGGAUAAGGCUAUACAAGAGACUGUUUCUCGACGAGACUUUGAUGGAUAUAUCUAA
Batrachochytrium dendrobatidis JAM81 is the source of this 1719-nucleotide messenger RNA. RefSeq lists its product as uncharacterized. The record is from RefSeq and is a predicted model, not a curated record. The coding region runs from base 1 to 1719 and encodes 572 amino acids. Lineage: Eukaryota; Fungi; Chytridiomycota; Chytridiomycetes; Rhizophydiales. The transcript is spliced from 4 exons.